Messenger RNA from Dipodomys ordii (Ord's kangaroo rat), 662 nucleotides. It is a transcript of the gene Naa38, whose product is annotated as N(alpha)-acetyltransferase 38, NatC auxiliary subunit. The coding region runs from base 132 to 641 and encodes 169 amino acids. Gene Ontology annotation, cellular component: NatC complex. The record is from RefSeq and is a predicted model, not a curated record. Gene Ontology annotation, molecular function: RNA binding. NCBI's taxonomy places the organism in Eukaryota, Metazoa, Chordata, Mammalia, Rodentia, Heteromyidae. The transcript has 2 exons.
GCAGUUGCCGAGGCCACUCGGAGGAGGAGUGAUCUCGCGAAAGGAAAGAGAGAGCGCUCGCGAGAACUCAGGCCGCCGGUCCCGAAAGGUUCUUAGUAAGUGUAAGGGCCUCGAGGAGCCCCGAGGGGCCCAUGGCUGGAGCUGGCCCGACCAUGCUGCUACGAGAGGAGAACGGCUGCUGCAGCCGGCGUCAGAGCAACUCCAGCGCUGGGGAUUCGGACGGGGAGCGUGAGGACUCGCCGGCCGCGCGUGCCCGGCAGCAACUCGAGGCGCUGCUCAACAAGACUAUGCGCAUUCGCAUGACGGAUGGGCGGACACUGGUCGGUUGCUUCCUCUGCACGGACCGCGACUGCAAUGUCAUCCUGGGCUCUGCACAAGAGUUCCUCAAGCCGUCGGGUCAGUGCCCGAGGAAUGCACACCCAUCUGGGAAUGUGCACGCAAGGCAUUUAAUCCCUUCUGGGCCUGACUGCACUGCACCCCCGUGUUUUCUGGGACUUGUUUUGGUGGGUCAGAAGGGGAGGGGACCGACGCUGACCUGUGUCCCUCAUGCUCUGACCCUUCUUUCCAGAUUCAUUCUCUGCGGGGGAACCCCGUGUGCUAGGCCUGGCCAUGGUCCCAGGACACCACAUCGUUUCUAUUGAGGUGCAAAGGGAAAGCCUGGU